Messenger RNA from Rotaria sordida, 378 nucleotides. NCBI's taxonomy places the organism in Eukaryota, Metazoa, Rotifera, Eurotatoria, Philodinida, Philodinidae. The record is from the annotation of a GenBank genome assembly.
AUGAUGUUGUUUGUUGGUUUUUUACUUAUGUCACUAAUUGUAGUUAAUAAAACCGAUGCAGAUCGAACGAUUUCACCAUCAUUAAUUGCAAAUUGUACUAUUAAACAUGGAACUCAUCUACUGAAUGAAGGUGAAAAAAUAAUAAUUCAUGGAAAAUUAUAUAAAGUGGAAAACUGUCAUCUUCAAAGAGCUUAUCAAGCUUGUGGUCCUACUCUGUGGCGUAUAAUCAAUAUUGCUUGUAAAGCUAUAGAUCGAUAUACAGAAAAAGUAAAAAGUGGCAAUCGUAUUUACAGAUUUGCACAACCGAAAUUACUUACUGAAACUUGUUGUAGAAAUUCUUGUACUGUUGUUGAAAUGUCACGUUACUGUCCUUUGUAA